This is a messenger RNA of Sorex araneus (European shrew), 5792 nucleotides long. It is a transcript of the gene PHLDA1, whose product is annotated as pleckstrin homology like domain family A member 1. NCBI's taxonomy places the organism in Eukaryota, Metazoa, Chordata, Mammalia, Eulipotyphla, Soricidae. Gene Ontology annotation, cellular component: nucleus. Gene Ontology annotation, biological process: positive regulation of apoptotic process. The record is from RefSeq and is a predicted model, not a curated record. Gene Ontology annotation, molecular function: phosphatidylinositol phosphate binding. Bases 243 to 1433 code for a protein of 396 amino acids. The transcript is spliced from 2 exons.
CGCCUGCCAGACCCCUCAUUAUCUACCAGGUGGUUAGCAGAGCGCCCCGCCGGCCAGGGAGAGGCGGGAGGUGGGCAUGGUCCCCUCGGAGCCCUCUGGGCGUCGGCGAUCCUCGAGGAGUUUCCGGGGCUCGGGUUCCGCGACCAUCCCGGGCAGGAGCGCGGAAGCGAGUGGGCGGUGAGAGGCGGAGCCAGGGACGCGGGGGGCGUGGACGCGGGGGGCUGGGGAAGGGCCCCAAGUUAAUGAGGCGAGCUCGGGCUGCCGAGCGGCUUUCGGAGCUGGGCUUUCCCCCGCGCUGCGGGCGCCAGGAGCCGCCUUUUCCGCUGGGUGUCACUCGGGGGUGGGGAGGAUGGCCCAUUCAAAAGCGCCGCGAGGAGGCCGGCCGGGUGCCCUUCGGUGAGCGCUCGCAGGAAGACGACAGCGGCCCGGCGACUCCGGGCGCUCGGACCUGGUGGCGCAUCAGGACGCGGCUACCCCCCUGUCCGGACCCGGCGCUGCCGCCACCGCCGCUCUGCCUCCUGCGUUUUAGCCUCGUUUGCGCGCUCCGGGCCGGCGGCCGCGGGAGUCGCUGGGGCGAGGACGGCGCGCGGCUGCUGCUGCUGCCCCCGGCCCGGGCCGCUGGAAGUGGAGAGACCGAGGCGAGCGGCGGGACCCCUUAUGCCGGGAGGAUGCUGGAGAGCAGCGGCUGCAAGGCUCUGAAGGAGGGCGUGCUGGAGAAACGGAGCGACGGGUUGCUGCAGCUCUGGAAGAAAAAGUGCUGCAUCCUCACCGAGGAAGGGCUGCUGCUCAUCCCGCCGAAGCAGCUUCAACAGCAGCAGCAACAGCCCGGGCAGGGGCCAGCUGAGCCGUCCCAGCCCGGAGGCCCGGCGGUGGCCGGCCUGGAGCCGCCGGUCAAGCUCAAGGAAUUGCACUUUUCCAACAUGAAGACAGUGGACUGCGUGGAGCGCAAGGGCAAGUAUAUGUACUUCACCGUGGUGAUGGCCGAGGGGAAGGAGAUCGACUUUCGGUGCCCGCAGGACCAGGGCUGGAACGCGGAGAUCACGCUACAGAUGGUGCAGUACAAGAAUCGCCAGGCCAUCCUGGCGGUCAAGUCCACGCGGCAGAAGCAGCAACAUCUGGUCCAGCAGCAGCCCCAGCAGCCGCAGCUCCAGCCCCAGCCCCAGUCGCAGCCUCAGCUCCAACCCCUGUCCCAACCCCAGCCUCAGCCUCAGCCCCAGCCCCAGCCCCAGCCCCAGCCCCAGCCCCAGCCCAAGCCUCAGCCGCUCCACCCGUACGCGCAUCCUCAUCCUCAUCCACAUCCACACUCGCACCCGCACCCGCACCCACACGCGCACCCGCACCAACUACCGCACCCGCACCCGCACCCGCACCCGCAGCCAGUCUCGCAGCCGCACGGGCACCGGCUUCUGCGAAGCACCUCCAACUCGGCCUAAAGGGGGCAGCACCAGGGCCCGACGAGGUUUUGAGUACUUGAGCAAGUGGGACAAGCACAUUUCUGUUGUCUUCAUUUGGAUGGAAAACCAAAAGCCUCCCCGCCCGCCGCAGAUCAAGUAGUUUGGACAUCACCGGCUAAUAACUGGCGAUUCCUCUUAGUUUCCCGCAUUCUCUUCAUCCCGGUGCAGAAAAACAGUUGCGAACCCAGAAGACUUUAUUUAUGAACCUCUGAAAGGACUUCCCAGUAUGGUGGACCUCCUAGGAGCGAUGAUGUACUGUAAUUUUAUUUUAAUGUAUUUUGAUUUAUAUUUAUUAGUUUUUGUAAAUGCUUGUUCUAAGACAUUUCUGAAUGUAGGCCAAUUUUCCAAAAAGAUCUUUUCAAGAGCCAAUUCCCUAAUUAAUAAGUUCUGAUCUUGGAAAAACAAACAAACAAACAAACAAAAAAACUUCAAGGGCGGUGGUGAGGAAAACGUUAAGAAUCCGUUCAUUAUUCCUAGGGCGGUUUCAGAAGGUCUGACACUCAUUGUUAUGCCAGGCGGUUGGAAUUAAAUUCUGUGAUGUUACUUCUUUUUUUUCCUGGAGAUUUUUUUUUCUUAGACAUAUAUUUUGUGUAGAAUAGAAAUUCAAAGAAGCUAAGUGUUCGGAAUUGUGUAGUUUGAAAUUUGAUUGUUUUUCUAAUGGGAAAUUAGUAGUUAUGAAACCUGAUUGAAAAUAUUUUAAUCAUAGCCCAACUGAUGACAGGAUGAUCUUAUCGUGAAAAUAUAGUAAGGCCAGUUUAACUGUAGGAAAAGCCUUGCUUUAUAACACCUAUGUCUGAAAGGCACGGUAAGAAUAUUUCUUUGAUUUCUGAGUAUGAAUGCAUUAGGUAUUUCAUUUCAAAAAACAGGAGGGGGUGCGUGGUGGGAGAGAAUCAUAAGAUUUAUUUGAGGGAAUAAAUAUGCUGUUAUCUACACUAGAGAUUACCCUUCUUCAAGAGCUUUGCACACUCCCUUUGAGCCAUGUUUUCUGACCCUUUUACUUUGUUCUAGAAGCAUACUCUAGAAUCUCAUAAUUUUAGCUAUAAUUUGUCAAUAUUUCAAGGAACUAGGAGUCAUAACUUUUUGGUUUUGUACAGAUAAUAACAUUCAUCAGAGAACCAACCGUUAUGCCUUUUAUAGCUCUGUAAAAAAUUGAGGGGUGUAGGUUUUGUUGUUAGGUUAGCUAAACCAGAAAUUGAAAAAGGAAGGACAAGAUAAACACUGGAUUUUCACUAAGAAAACAAACCUAGUCUUGUUUUAGCUGGUUCAGGAGUCUGGAGGGGGGGGUGGAGGGGGUGAGGAGAGGAUGUGCUUUUAAAGGUAGAACAAAACCUCUUCUGUGUUUAAAUCAAUGGAUGGUCAAAAUCCACAAGGCCAGAUGCUACUUCAGUUUAAAAGAGACCUAAAUGAUAGCAGAUUCUCUAGAGACUAAAAACUACUUCCUAUUUUCUUUCAUGGGUUUCCUAAUGGGGUCUCUGUUUAGUUUUCACUAUCUUUCUCAUAGUCUUGAUCAGUAUUUUUUCAGCUCCCAAAUUGGAAUGGUUGCAUUCGUCCUCUGCUAAGUUAUGUAGUCAAGAAAUGAAAAUACAAUUUUGUUCUAGAGAUCUGUUUAUUCUCUUAGUCUACAAAGGAGUCCCAAGGUCAAAUUAUAUUUUAACAUAAUAUUUAAGUGAUAAAAAAUAUCGAGAUUAUAACUCAUCCAAAAAUUUGUGAGGGAAAGCCUGUAUCUGCUGACUCUUUAAGUUGCAAUGAGCAUGGGCUGCAGAUUUUAAAAAUACGUAUAUGUGGUAUAUAUGAUAUAUAUGUACUACAUAUACUACAUAAAUAGAUGAUGGGCUGCUCAGAGAGCCAGAUCUAAAGCAUUCUUAAGUAAACAUUUCAGCCUCUUUGGAAUGACUGCUGUGCUUUUCAAUAAUGGCUCAUUAUAUUGUAGUAGUAAUACACGCUAAUCAAAUAACCUCAUUUCCCCCCAGAUGAACAAGAUUUUCUUUCAAAUUCUUACACUACUACCCUAACCUUUCAAAUUCAUGCCAAAGAUUUUAAGUUAAAAAAAAAAAAAAAAAAAAAAACGGUGGGGAGGUUGACAUCCUGCAAUACUUCAGGUUCUAUGUGGAAAUGGAGGUCGAAUUUAAGGUCUUGUACUUUACCAUUCGAGUCACAUUCCUGCCUCCUUCCCCACCCCCAUACUUUUAAAAUGAAGACAGGUAUUUUAAAAUGCAUUUUGAUUAUAUUAUCUUACAUGUAGGUCAGGUAGUAUCAUAGAAAAACAAAAUGCUUGGCUCCCACUCCCUACUGACAAACUGCUAAGAUUUUAUUCUUCCCUAAUGGCUGUAAUUGUGAAUGGGUCACCAGAAUCCUGGUCUCGUCUUUCCGCAGUUCUCAUUCCUUGGUGCUGUGAUAUCUAUGUUGGUUGGCCUUCUUAGUAACACUCUAGACUAAACCCCUCUUAAAUCUGUGACACAUCAGAAAGUAAAAAGAGAAGUAGUAUAGUUUGACACUUAAAUUUUUGUGAUGAUUUGAUAAUCUUUCCAGGGCAACAACAAACAUACUUAACAAAGCUCUACAGAGUAUGAAUGCAAGUUAUCUUAUAUGUCUGUUCUAUUCGUCUGUAAGAAAAGAAUGGGGAUCACUGAAGGUACUUGGAGACCUGACAAAUUACUUUCAUGGAGUUAGGGCAAAAUACUUCUUUCAGCCUAAAACAAGGAAAAGAGAAAGAGCAUGUUCAAUAGAAAACCCACCCUCUAAGUAAACAUAAAAUGCAAAAAGUUGGGAAAUUCAAAGGAUCGUCCCAUCUGGAAACUGAACUUUGUCCUUGAACUUGUUGGCUCUGAGCCUAGGAUACAGUUGAAUGACUAUUUGUUAGGACAGAUGAAUGAAAGAAGGAAAAAUUGUGUGACUCCCCAGCACUCAGGAGGUGGGUUCUCUUACUGCACAGUGCUUCCUUUACGCCCUUUCAUGUGGUUCUUUGAAAACAACCAGUGCUGGGUCAGGCUAAGCGGCAUGACGAAGCUCCUUAGACAUACUUUCUUAGCGGAAAUCCACAUAGAUCUGAUCUGUAUGUGCCCUACGGGGAAGGCUGAGGUCAGAGACUAAAUGGCUAGAAAGGACAAAUGAACAUUUGUCUCAUAGAGGAAGUUGAGAUUCUCUCAUCAUAGAGAAAUCAAGCUGAUGUUAUCAUUCCAGUUCACAUCUUCCCUCCCUCUUCCCCCCACCCCCAUGGAAGCUAAAAAAAAAUUUAUUGCUUGUAGGUGAGAUGUAAACAUUAUACUGAGAUGUAAACAUUGUUUGGGAACUCUGACAAAUUGAAAGACUUGUGUAAACUUUCUUCUUUAUCCCAUGUACUGCUUGAUUGCUCGCAUAAAGGCCCCUCAUUUAAAAUUUGACGCUAACAAUUUGCCACUGUGUAAAUUCAAACAUAUCACCUGUUUUCUGUCUCCAGUGAAGGUGACUCAAGUUUGGCCUGGCAACAGUGUUCACAAUGUCACAUUAAAUGACAGAUGUAGAAGAGGGGGUCUAAGAAAGUUCAAACGGGGCUAUCCCAUAGAAUUCAGAACUUCAUUAGGAUGACGACAGGCCUCAUUCUUCUCUCUUUAUUUUGUGAGUGUCAAAUGAUGUGACUUUUGCUUUAUCAGUCAAAUGCCUUCAGUAGAAAAAUACUAAAAAUUGGAACUUGUAGAGUUGGACAUGAAUUCUGUUAGUGAAUUCUCUCAAGAAAACUGCACCUACUUACCUACGUAGACUCAGAUGUUUUAGUUGUGGUUUUGUGUUAGAUGCAUUUUUAAGAACUAUUUUCUAAAUGUUUGCUCUUUUGAAGGAUGGAUCUGCAGUAUUGAGAAGUCAGUUCACAUUUAAUGUAAGAUUGAAUGAUGCAGUGUUCAUGACUUUGUUGGCGGGACUUCUCCAAAUGGAUUAGAGAAUCCAGAAAGAUUUUCUUAGGGGAUUAUUGUCUGGUGAAGGAAGUGGAGGGCCUUCAAGAAGCACCUCUGCUUAAGUGCUGGAGAGACCUACCCCUACCUGCUCUGAAGCUGGCCUGCUGGUGAUUGGCCAGGCCAUGGGGAAGUUUCUAACAACAGCUGGUACUUCUAAAUCACUAUUUAUUUUAAGAAGAAAAUUAAAUUCUCUGUUACAUUCCACUGUCAGCCCUCUUGGAGUUCCAGAAUGUGUAAAUGCAAGCUUCGUAAAAGUCUCACCAUGUACCAAAUGUUGGAAAAACUGUCACAUGUGUGAACUGAACAUUGUGGUCCUAAUUGAUGUAAAUAUUUCUCAAGUGAUUUGAAAGAGAUGUGGUUUAUUUUUCAUAUUUUCAAAAUGCAUUCCAUUUCAAAUAAACUAUUAAGAUGA